Molecule: messenger RNA, 1269 nt
Organism: Closterium sp. NIES-65
Lineage: Eukaryota; Viridiplantae; Streptophyta; Zygnematophyceae; Desmidiales; Closteriaceae
Source: the annotation of a GenBank genome assembly
AUGCACUGCAUCGUAGUCCCCCCCAUUCAUCGACUGGGACAUGGCAGCAGCCAGUGCCAGCAGCUGUGGGCGGAACGUCACCCCCUGAUUAUCGUGCUUGAAGGGCGUCCCUGGCAGCUGAAGGGAGCGGGGGAAGCAUUGAUGGGUGGAGGAAGCAUUGAUGGGUGGAGGAAGCAUCGGCUCUGCAUCGUGGUCUUCCCCUGCAUUUCCCCCAAGCAGGUGGUCUUCCCCUGCAUUUCCCCCAAGCAGGUGGUCUUCCCCUGCAUUUCCCCCAAGCAGGUGGUCUUCCCCUGCAUUUCCCCCAAGCAGGUGGUCUUCCCCUGCAUUUCCCCCAAGCAGGUGGUCUUCCCCUGCAUUUCCCCCAAGCAGCGCGGAAGGGAGUGGGGAGCAGUUGAUGUGUGGGACAAGGAUUGGGUGAGGGAGACAUUGGCAAAGGCAGAGAGUCACUGUAAGCGUGUAGUUCCCCCCGGCAUUGACUGGGACAUGGCAGUAGCUGUGAUGGAGCUUGGAGGGGGUUCCUGCACGGAGCUAUACAAGGAGUACGAGGCGCUUUACAAGGAGUAUGAGCCGCUACACAAGGAGUAUGAGGCGCUUUACAAGGAGUAUGAGGCGCUACACAAGGAGUAUGAGGCGCUUUACAAGGAGUAUGAUGAGCUACGCAAGGAGUAUGAGGCGCUACACAAGGAGUAUGAGGCGCUACACAAGGAGUAUGAGGCGCAACACAAGGAGUAUGAGGCGCUACACAAGGAGUAUGAGGCGCAACACAAGGAGUAUGAGGCGCUACACAAGGAGUAUGAGGCGCUACACAAGGAGUAUGAGGCGCUACACAAGGAGUAUGAGGCGCUACACAAGGAGUAUGAGGCGCUACACAAGGAGUAUGAGGCGCUACACAAGGAGUAUGAGGCGCUACACAAGGAGUAUGAGGCGCUACACAAGGAGUAUGAGGCGCUACACAAGGAGUAUGAGGCGCUACACAAGGAGUAUGAGGCGCUACACAAGGAGUAUGAGGCGCUACACAAGGAGUAUGAGGCGCUACACAAGGAGUAUGAGGCGCUACACAAGGAGUAUGAGGCGCUACACAAGGAGUAUGAGGCGCUAUACAAGGAGUAUGAGGCGCUUUACAAGGAGUAUGAGGCGCUUUACAAGGAGUAUGAGGCGCUUUACAAGGAGUAUGAUGAGCUACACAAAGAGUAUCAGACAGAAACAGGGUGGGAUACGAGCUGCGACUCACCUUGCACGUACUGUAGCCGUACGAAGUGUUACGUAUGA